Messenger RNA from Penicillium waksmanii, 1362 nucleotides. RefSeq lists its product as uncharacterized. The transcript has 3 exons. Bases 1 to 1362 code for a protein of 453 amino acids. Lineage: Eukaryota; Fungi; Ascomycota; Eurotiomycetes; Eurotiales; Aspergillaceae. Gene Ontology annotation, cellular component: mediator complex. Gene Ontology annotation, biological process: regulation of transcription by RNA polymerase II. The record is from RefSeq and is a predicted model, not a curated record. Gene Ontology annotation, molecular function: transcription coregulator activity.
AUGUCUGAGCGCGAUCCCUCAACAACCUUCCGAGCCGGACCUCCUUCACCCUCUUCACCCGCUGCCGGGCUUCUCAAAGAGAACCGCCAGCUCCUCAUCUCUUCGGAUCACAUCCCCCAGACCCCGGUAUCACCUCCGUUGAUGUCGGUCAGCGAUUCAAACCAUGUCUCCAACUUUACAUCCUCCCAAACAUCACCGAAUCAGGCGCCCUCUCAACCUCCAAACACCUCAUCUCCUCCUUCAUCCGCGCCGAUGUCAACCCAAGUUUCCCAGCAACCGACUAUGAGCACUACAAACUCAUUCCCCACCCCUGCGAGUAGUGUGAGUGGGCAACAUGUGAAUGCGACAUCUGGGGAGGACGCAGAUCACAAAUCCUUCAACUCCAUAGCGCAGGACUCAGCACGGACCGCGGAAACCUCAGAUCAACAAAAAACAGAAUACAGACGAACAGAUCACCAACGGCAACCUUCAAUGACAGGCACAGGAGCAAGUGUGAGGGACUUUGCCAAGGAACAACCCGACGGAGAUGCUAUGGACGUGGAUAACGAACCUGUGGUACGGAGCGAGGCCCAGAACCUCGGCUUGGAUUCCCUUCAGAACGAUUUCACUUCGGCUUUCCAUCUCUGCAAGAGCUUGCCUACUGUGACUGGACCCGAUCCAUCCUUGGAUCUCGUUUCCCUCUAUGGGCUCGGCUCGGUCGCGCAAUCGGUAGCACGGAUAGACCCCAACACGGGCGAGAAAAUCAAUCGGUUAAGAAAAUCCUAUGAAGGAAAGUUGAAAGGACUGGGACUGGCCGGACGAAACAAACCAGUCAAGCAUGAUGUUGCAGGAGCACCUGGCACUCUCAGACAUCUCACAAUGUGGCCGGAGGAAGAGUGGCAAAAUCAAAAGGUCUUUGGAAAGCAGAUCAAGGUCUCGGACAUUGAUAGCGCUCUGCAGGGUAUCCAGUCCCGGGCAAUGCAGCUGGAGCCAGGGAUGGUACCAAACAAUGAUUUCUGGGAGGAUAUACUGGGCCAUGAAAAGCCUGCCAAAAGCCAGGGCUCUGCCGACACUGGUAAAAAGAUGGCCGCGCCCACCCCAGGCAGCCGCUCUGCCCUCCCGGCAAACUCGCCCGCAUCGGGAAUGCAGGAUUCCGAGCGGCCCCGGGCCAGUCGUGGUCGAAAGAGACAUUACGAUGACAACAGCUUCGUUGGCUACGGCGAAGGCUACGCGGAUGAUGAUGAUGAUACCGGAUUCUACUCAAAUGGCGAGGGAACCGGAAAGAAGAAACGAAAGAAGGAUCAUGUUUCCAAGGUCUCCACUCCUCUUUCCGAAAGAGGUGGGAGCUACGGCGUGGGCAUGUUCGGAAUCGGUGCAAGAUGA